UUGCUGUCAAUUUCAGCAUUUCCUCCUGAUCCCCAAAUGCAACAAAUUACUUUGAUUUCGCACACGCUGUCAGUGACGUUUACCGUCCCCGGAAACAGCGGCAGAGUGAGACGUCUUCGCUCCCGCCGCCUCUCUGCUCACCGCUUUAGGAAACGUGGCCUUAACGAGACUCCAGCAGCACGUCUGUAGAUGAAUGAGAAACACGCAGCCUCAGCUUCCACCUCAGUCCGUCUGUCAGUCUCUGCCACAGCUCCAGCACUGCCCCCGGUCCCCUGAAGCCCGUCUCUGAAGAACCAUGUCCGAGGAAGAACAAGUCCCGGCCUCGGCCCCGGAGGCCGCCGCCGCCGCCGUCCUGGAUGCCCUGAAUGCCACGGACUCCAACGGGACCAAGGCGCUCAACGCUACAGUGAAAUUCGUGGCCACCCCGGAGGGCACGGCGCUGGCAUACGGAAGCCUGGUGCUCAUGGCGCUGCUGCCCAUCUUCUUUGGAGCCUUGCGGUCCGUCUCCUGCUCCAAAUCUAAGGAGCUUGGAGAAAAUGAUUGCGAUUCUGGGUUCAGAAAUGCAUCAGACAUGCCGGAGACGAUCACCGGUCGAGACGCAGCCCGGUUUCCCAUCAUCGCCAGCUGCACUCUGUUUGGACUCUACCUCUUCUUCAAGGUGUUUUCUCAAGAGUACAUCAACCUGCUGCUGUCGGUCUACUUCUUCGGCCUCGGCGUCCUGGCGCUCUCUCACACCAUGAGUCCCCUGAUGUCCAGAGUCUUUCCAGAUUCCUUCCCAAACAAACAGUACCAGCUGCUCUUCACUCAGGGCUCUGGAGAGUCCAAAGAAGAAAUUGUCAACUAUGAGUUUGACACAAAGAACCUGGUGUGUCUGCUCAUCAGCAGUGUGGUGGGGGUCUGGUACCUGCUCAAAAAGCACUGGAUAGCCAAUAACCUGUUUGGCCUGGCCUUUGCCCUGAACGGAGUGGAGCUGCUCCACCUGAACAACGUCAGCACCGGCUGCAUCCUGCUGGGGGGGCUCUUCAUCUACGACGUCUUUUGGGUGUUUGGCACCAACGUCAUGGUAACAGUCGCCAAGUCCUUUGAAGCACCAAUCAAAUUGGUCUUUCCUCAGGACCUGUUGGAGAAAGGACUGGAAGCCAGUAACUUUGCCAUGCUGGGUCUGGGUGACAUCGUCAUCCCGGGUAUCUUCAUCGCCCUGCUGCUGCGCUUCGACGUCAGCCUGAAGAAGAACAGCAGGACAUAUUUCUACUCCAGUUUCCUGGCCUACAUCUUCGGACUGGGACUCACCAUCUUCGUCAUGCACACCUUCAAACACGCUCAGCCCGCCCUGCUCUACCUGGUCCCAGCCUGCAUCGGCAUCCCCGUCUUCGUAGCUCUGGUCAAAGGAGAGCUCACAGAGAUGUUCAGGUAUGAGGAGUCGCCCCCCGAGGAAGAGGCUGCUAAAGAGGACUCGUCAGAAUCGGAGAAAAAGGACCAAUAGCAUCCAUCGCUGCCCCUUUCUGUCCCCCUUCCCCCCCCCAGACACGUUUCAUCCAGCCUGCUGCCAACACAUUUCACUGAAGCCCCUCCCUUGCCCGCCUCUCCAGCUUCCUGUUUGUCACUGGGGGGAACCGGGGCUCAUGUAGCCAACGUGUUUGUCUCUGAUAACCAUGGGAACGGCCGCUGGUCUCCGUGGUAACGGCUGCUGUCGGUGCUGGUGUUUAUGAUUAAAGGUUGUUUCGUUACAACAGCUCAGACUCGGUGCCUGCCAUGAUUCCUCUCUGUCUGUGAGCUGCUCGCACACAGGAACACGGAGCCUCCAGGGGUCUAACGACACGUCUGGGGAGCACACGUGAUGAACAUGUGAACGCGGAUGCUGCUGCAGCAUCUUCACAUGUGACCUUCUUGUGUGCUUGCAGCUCUGUGGCUCAGAUAGACCAGGAAACCCUGAAUCACAGCUGUUUGAAGGUUCGCUUGAGCCUUUGAACAGCCUCAAAACUCACAUGGUGAAACGAAACGCUUCCUCCAAACAAACGGCCGUGACUCUCAUUGGUUUAAACCUGAGCUCAUACACACCGACACGCCACUCCCACUUCCUGGCACAUGGAGGACACCUGUUCAUCACCCAGAUGUGCUUCCCCGUCUCUGGGGUUUCAUCAUUUCCUGGUUUAUUCGAGCUGCUGCUCACUCUGCCUUCUGCUUUCUCACAUCAGUGUUUUCUGUUGGUUCAGUUUUGUUUUCCUUUUUCUUGUACAAGGCCAGAAUUUUAAGCUGAAAAUCACGCACUUGUCUAAACCCUGACUGUGUUUGUCCUGAAAGGCAGCACAAUGUGAGUGUUUCCAAGCACAGAAACAUAGACAAGUAAGGGUUUAAAUUGACAACAGUUUUAAACCAAAGGGACCAAAUGUUUUCUCCAAACUCAGCUCUUCUGAUUUAGUUCUGGUUCGUCUGCCUGACGAUUCAAAAGGAAGCGGCAGGUGAGCAUUUACCUGCUGGGUUACACAAAUCAGUCUUAAAGUUCUGGCCUGUGAGAGGAGUAAACGGAGGAGGAGGAGGAGGAGGAGGCACACUGAACCUUCUCUGCUGAAUACUUCCAGUCACUUCCAGUCCUCGUUCUCAGAGCGUAUUGGUGGAGAGGCUGUGAGGGGAGGGGCCCUGUGACGUCGUCAUCCAAUAAGCUGUGAGAAUCAGUUGAGAACUGAGGGGUUUUUUUUUCUUCCACCAGCAUUCUCAGACCUGAUGGUUUCAUGUUUGUUUUUAGUGAUAACAUUUUUCCCAACAGUUUAUUUUCAUCCCGUCAUUCUGGACGAGAUUCUCAUCCAUAUGAAAAUAUUUGUUCUCUGACAUGUAAGAGACAAAACUCAGCUGCCACACGGUGACUCAUUCAGUCACUGAAAGCCUGUCAGAAUCGACGGCUCGUGGCGCCAACUUUACUGCUCGACUCUAAAGCGAAUCAGCAUUUAGUUUCUCACCUCCUGCGGUGUUGGGCGACGAGUGAAACAAAAUGGUCAACACCGAAGCGGAGAAGAGAUAUUCUUACUGUCAGUGCCAAGUACGGAUCAUCUUCCAGAGACAUUUCAUUGGAAAUAGAUUUCCCAUAAUGCAACUUGAUAGGAGACAUCUUACUUUCAGAGGCUGAGUUGGGCCGCCAGUAACCCAAGCGAUCCGGAUCUGGACUUGAUAAUUUGAUGAAGUGGCUCUUUAAAGUACAUUUCUUUAAGGGGUUUUGCGUGUCGGAUUUUGCCUAAAAAUCACAAUUUAAAACUAAAACUGGCAGAUUAAUUUAGAACCAAACAUUCUGACUUUUUCUUCUCAUUUUCACUUGGAACCAGAAUUUUUACUGCUUUUUGUUUUUAUUAUAAUCUUGUUAUCUAAUGGCUUUUUGCAAAGUAGCGUUUACUUCAUUUAAACUCUGGCAGACAUUCAAACAUGUUGGCGUUUGGCUCACAGAUUGAAAUGAACCGAAAUCUUGAAAGUUUUUGGAUGCUUGAGGAAAGCUGCUCUGACUGGAUGUAUUCAGCCUCGCAUUGUUGUUCUCGAUGUUCUUGAUGUCGAUGCUUUAUUAAGAGAGUUUUGUAUUUUGAUGUAAAAAGGAGACGUUCAGUCACCCCUCAUCAUUUUGAAUAUGAUGUACCCGACAUGUUUUUCGUUCUUCUUUCUCCCGUCACAUUUGUGCAGGAGGUUGUUUUAUGGCCCUGACUGUAUCUAUUUUAUUUGCAAUAAAGUUUUUGGUGUUUUGAUCACCGUAUAGAGAAGCAUAA
This is a messenger RNA of Scatophagus argus, 3743 nucleotides long. It is a transcript of the gene hm13, whose product is annotated as histocompatibility (minor) 13. The coding region runs from base 296 to 1483 and encodes 395 amino acids. Gene Ontology annotation, biological process: membrane protein proteolysis. Gene Ontology annotation, molecular function: aspartic endopeptidase activity, intramembrane cleaving. NCBI's taxonomy places the organism in Eukaryota, Metazoa, Chordata, Actinopteri, Scatophagidae. The transcript has 12 exons. The record is from RefSeq and is a predicted model, not a curated record. Gene Ontology annotation, cellular component: lumenal side of endoplasmic reticulum membrane; cytoplasmic side of endoplasmic reticulum membrane; membrane.